UUGUAUAUCAACAUGAUGUGGCGUCCGAUACUUACCGGGAUCAUGCUCAUGUGUGCAGCACAUAUAACUACUUCGACGACACCAACAGCGGACACCAAACCAGGUUCUUUUGAAAGCCAUAGUGUGUUUACAGUAAACGAGUUGCCAAUGCAUAGAAAUAAAAGUAUUGAUAUGAGAUAUAUGCCAACUAUUGGAAAUGGACACGUAGCUCAUUUGGUAGGAAGUGACGCCAUCUACAUGAACGGACUGUACAACGGAGAGGGAGCUGCAAGUCAUCGUGCCAGGAUAUCAGCACGUAAUGCAAUUACAGUUACAUUUAAUGACGAAGAACUUGCAAACUUGGCGACACGGUCUUACACUUUGGAUAUGUCUCAGGGACUGUGGAAGGACAUAUUGGAAAUUGAUGACAAGAUUAGAAUCACUACAUAUCUUUACGCUCACCAGUUCUAUAGCCGAAUAUUUGUUAGCCAAGUGAAGGUUGAACGACUCGGACCUAGCAGGAACCGAAUUUUAUUGGAUAUAACUAAAAUACCCUCAAGUGCCAUAAUCAGUGAUGACGUAAGAGAAACUUCUAGCGAGGAACUUGAAGUCGGCGGUGAUUCUUGGCGACGAGUUGGAAACACAAAGUACCCGGAAGUUAAAGGUCAAGACACCACCCCAGUAUAUAUAUAUUACAAUGACAUUCCCGAUGAUUUUUACUACGACGACACAUAUACCGUAUGGAAAACGUACUUAGUCGCCGUGGAUACUGAUGAUGAUGUUGCUAGAAAAGACUUCGUUGACGCCGAAGAUCUGUUACGUGGUGCCGACAUUCAUGGACAUGAAACUUUUUUUAAUAACCAUACCGAAGCUUGGAAGGAAAUCUGGAACAAAGGACGCAUUGAGGUCGAUGAUGAAAUGAUUGGAAUUGCUGCCACCAGUAGCUUGUACUACCUUAUGAGUUCGUUGCCAGUUCUUGGUGAAACUAACUCACCAAAAGGCCAAUUUUACGGUGUUAGCCCUUGCGGGCUCGCUCAUGGCGCAGCUGGAGAGAACCUGCAGGGUCACGUGUUGUCCGAUAUGGAGAUUUUCAUGUUCCCCGCUAUAUUGAUGUUUCACCCAACCACAGCAAAAAGUAUGUUGUCUGCUAGACAUUUCCAGCGAGACGCCGCAAGCGAGCAGGCUUCCCAGGCCGGUUAUUCUGGUACCCGGUUCCCUUACGAGUCGGCAAGCAGUGGUUUUGAGUUGACACAGGAUGAUAAAUCAAAAAAGAAAGAGUAUGUCACAAGUGACGUAGCGUUCGCUGCUAGACAAUACCUUUCAGCUACCCGUGACGUCACUUGGUUGAACAGUUGGGGUAGGGAAUUUAUGUACGACAUGGCAGAUUACUGGCAAAGCAGGGCCACGUACUCUAAACAUCUUGGGGCAUAUGUAAUAAACGAUGUAUAUGGGCCAGAUGACUACCCUUCGAGUUCCGUGGAUAAUUCUGUGUAUACCAACAUCGGUGCAAGUCAGGCCAUUCUGUACGCGGAUUACGCGAACUGCCUGGCUGGUCAGAGUGAUCUACCUAGCGACUGGAUGGAAAUAUCCAAUGAAAUGGUUGAAAUUUUUGAUUUUGAAGAACAAUACCACCCAGAAUACCAAGGAUACGAGAAAGAUACACCUGUGAACCAGGCAGACACAAUCAUGGUCGGAUAUCCUUACCAGUGGGAAAUGACAAAAGAAGUAUUUGCUAACGACCUGGAUAUAUACAAUGAUGUGACGGCAAUAGCGCCACCUACGACGUGGGCGAUGUUUGCUAUUGGAUAUAUGGAAGUGGACAAGAAACUGGAUGCUGACAGUCAUUUUUCAAAGUUGCUUGAUAAUUACAUUCGACCACCAUUCCAAAUCUGGACCGACGAGAUGUUAGGCAUGGGAUUGGUCAAUUAUGUGAGCGCAAUGGGUGCGUACCUCCAAACUCUCAUAUAUGGUUAUGGUGGAUUUAGACUUCAUUAUGAGCAAUUGGAUUUCAACCCAGUACUACCCUUAAACGUUAAUACUAUGAAGUUUGUGGGACUGGAAUUUAUGGGAAGCGAGUUUGACUUUGAAUAUGAUGAAACUUCUAUCAAGAUUGAAGUCACUUCAGUUGGUGAUAUUGCUGUCAAAGUUACCACUGGUUCAGGAAGGGAAUACUCAUUCAGCGAUG
This is a messenger RNA of Saccoglossus kowalevskii, 2164 nucleotides long. Its product is annotated as protein-glucosylgalactosylhydroxylysine glucosidase-like. The record is from RefSeq and is a predicted model, not a curated record. NCBI's taxonomy places the organism in Eukaryota, Metazoa, Hemichordata, Enteropneusta, Harrimaniidae. Gene Ontology annotation, molecular function: hydrolase activity, hydrolyzing O-glycosyl compounds. Gene Ontology annotation, biological process: carbohydrate metabolic process.